Gossypium raimondii (Peruvian cotton) is the source of this 2315-nucleotide messenger RNA. RefSeq names its product transcription factor bHLH67. The record is from RefSeq and is a predicted model, not a curated record. Gene Ontology annotation, biological process: regulation of transcription by RNA polymerase II. Gene Ontology annotation, molecular function: DNA-binding transcription factor activity, RNA polymerase II-specific; protein dimerization activity; RNA polymerase II cis-regulatory region sequence-specific DNA binding. NCBI's taxonomy places the organism in Eukaryota, Viridiplantae, Streptophyta, Magnoliopsida, Malvales, Malvaceae.
AAUCCAUAGGAGGACUUUCCAAAGCUUUUUUUCCUUUUGGUGUACGCUCGAAAGGGAGUCCCCACAACUGUCUGUCCCCGCUGCUGGACAAAACUGCCAUCGCCAAUAAUGCUUGGGACCUUGUAAAUCAGACAAUCCCUCUCUCUCUCCCUCUCUGCAAAACCCUCACCAACCCUCCCACUCCCAUAUACUCAAAUACAUACUGUAUAUCUUCUCACUCUCACUUUGGCUAUUUUCCACCCUUCGUUUCUUACCAUAUCUGUUGCUCGUUUCCUUUUCCUUCACCAUUGUUUUAUCCCAGUUUCUAGUUGCAGCAUUCCAACUCUGUUUACAUAUUUUUCCCUCUUUUCCGUGAGAGUCCUUCAAAUCAUUUAUUACCAGUACCAGGAAACUGAGGAAUAAAUUGUGUGUUGGCUAUGGGGGUGGUGUUAGGGUCUUAUUCUGCUUCAUUGGGGUUACAUUUAUUACUUGUAUUGAUUUGUUAGCUUCAAUAUAUGGAAUGUUGGUGACUGAGAGAGGGACACAGAAGGAGAAAAAGAAAGAAUUUAAGGCAUUUACUUCAACUACUGCUAAGCUGUUAUGGAGAGACUCCAAGGACCCAUUAAUCCUUAUUUCCUAGGAGAGCAUUUGGAGGUGGAAUGCUUAGAACAAGGUUUUAUUAGCUGUGAGAGAUUAAAGCUUGGAGAAGAAGAAGAGGAAGAAGCACACUUUUCAAUACCAAGCUUUGAAGAGAAAAUGCCAUUCCUUCAGAUGCUUCAGAGCGUGGAGUCUCCUCAGCUUUUUGCCUUUAAAGAACCCAACUUCCAGACACUUCUGAGACUGCAACACAUGAAGAAGCCUUGGGAGCUAAACACCAAUCCUUUUAUUCCUGAAAUGGAAACCCAAGUUCAAGCCCUAGAACUGGAAAGUUGUGUCACCCAUGAAACAGUACUCGACUUACAUUCACCAGUCAAGUCCGAGACCAAAGAGCUUAAGAAAAGUCCACCUUCAAGCUCAUGCGCUGAAGUUCUCAGCUCUGGGUCUAACCAACACCAACCAAAGUCUGACAAUUGUAGCGGAGAACCCAACUUGGGCUCCUCGCCGCAGAAGAUUUUCACAAAGUCCCCUCCGAUCACUAGAGAACGAAGAAAGCGAAAACGAACGAAGGCAGCCAAGAACAAAGAAGAAGUUGAAAGCCAACGCAUGACCCACAUUGCCGUUGAACGAAACCGUAGACGUCAAAUGAACGAUUAUCUAAAUUCUCUCCGCUCUCUCAUGCCUCCAUGUUAUAUCCAAAGAGGUGACCAAGCGUCAAUCAUAGCUGGUGCAAUUGACUUCGUUAAGGAGCUAGAGCAACUUCUUCAAUCCCUGGAAGCACAGAAGAGAACAGGAAAAGUCCACGAAAGCAACAAUAGCAUGUCAAAUCCCGCCAUGGAAAUUCAUCAGCAAGAAUAUGAAAAUGGAUCUGAAGAUGGACAUUGGGAGGAAGUAAAAGCAGAAAGCAAAACAGGUGCAGCUGAAGUAGAGGUUAAUGUAAUACACAAUCAUGUCAACUUAAAGAUUCAGUGUUCAAGAAGAGCUGGUCAGUUGAUACAAGCCAUUGUCACCCUGGAAACUCUUCGGUUAACGGUUUUGCACCUCAACAUCACCACUUCGCGAGCAUCUGUUCUUUACUCGUUCAAUCUCAAGAUGGAGGACGACUCUGCGCUAAGAUCAGCGGAUGAGAUAGCAGCAGCAGUUCAUCAAAUAUUCAGCUAAAUUCAAAAUUAAAAUGAAAAAAAAAAAAAGGAUUUGGUCAUUAUUCAUUAGGCAGCUGACUUGAUUCCUGAAGCAAAAGUAGGGUAGAAAAGAGCAGACCAGAAAAAAAAGGUAAAAAGAGAAAAAAAAAAUGAAAAAAGAGGGGUCCAUUCCAAGCAAUGCUUUGUUCCACAAAGACAAUUGAAGACAGAGCUCUUGAUGUUUACAUCUUAACUUAAGAAACUUCCCUUGUUUAUCACUAAUGAUUUAAUUUGCUUACUUAAUAGAAAUGAUAAAUCUAUGUAAUUUCCAAGUUCCUUUUCCUUUAUUCUAUGUUUAUAUUAUUCUGGUACUAGCUUCUGGAGUGUGGGGUCAACCGAGGGCCAGCCAGCCAGCCAGCAUGCCCUGCUCUGGGACUGGUGGAGGUUUAGGAAAGUAUGGGGUUCAUCAAGUUUGAAAAUUUGUUGUAUAAAUCUGAAUCUCAUGAUUACACUUUAGCGAAUGAUGCUCCCCUUUUUAUAUUGACUUUGGGGAUGUACGUAUGUAUGUUUCAUCAUUAUACAAUGUCCUCUCCGCCAUUCCUUUUUUUUUCUUUUAAA